AUGGCGUCAUCACAUUUCCUCUCUAUCGUCGGUAUUUGUGCCUUCCUCUACAUUCAAACACUUGUAAGUGCAGUACCAAAUCCCCGAAGUCUCUACAGGGAGGCUCUACACGACUGGAUAGAUGGGUUGGAUGACGUGGAGAGCGAGGAUAAACUGAAAUUCUCUCGAGUAGCUCGUAUGCCAACAGAUUUCUCCUUCAACAGUGAUCUUGCCUUACUGCGACGCAUGAUAAAUGAGAAUCGACCUCAUGGGUACAAGUUGUUGGCAUUUGGAAAGUGA
Hydatigera taeniaeformis is the source of this 279-nucleotide messenger RNA. NCBI's taxonomy places the organism in Eukaryota, Metazoa, Platyhelminthes, Cestoda, Cyclophyllidea, Taeniidae. The record is from the annotation of a GenBank genome assembly.